Molecule: messenger RNA, 3598 nt
Organism: Mesoplodon densirostris (Blainville's beaked whale)
Lineage: Eukaryota; Metazoa; Chordata; Mammalia; Artiodactyla; Ziphiidae
Gene: DPY19L1
Product: dpy-19 like C-mannosyltransferase 1
Exons: 23
Coding region: 90-2336 (748 amino acids)
Cellular component (GO): nuclear inner membrane
Molecular function (GO): mannosyltransferase activity
Source: RefSeq, a predicted model, not a curated record
GAGUGAGCGGCGCCGGGGCCGCCCCGCCAGCCCGCCGUUCCCCGGCCGCCGUCCGGGCGCGCGCAGCGAGCGGGCGCGACUAUGCCAAGAUGGUCCUGCAGGCACGGAACAAGCACCGGGAGGCGGCCCCCAAGCCGCCCCAGCCACCCCGUGCCUCGCAGUCGCCGCUGAGGGGGGCACCAGAUGUCGGCGCCGGGGAGCCCGGGCCCGAGCGCGCGCCCCCGUCCCCUCGGCGCAAGGGCGCCGCGGGCAGGAAGGGGCCCCGCGCCGAGCCCGCCCCGCCGCUCGCCGGGGGCGGCCUCGGGGGGCGUUUGGCGGCCGGGCUGCGCGGGGCGCUGGGCCUGCGGCUCUCGGGGCGCGGCCGGACCUGGACCACGCUCCUGCUAGCUGCCUUUGCAGCAGUGUUGCACUGGAGCCAUAUCACACACCUCUUUGAAAAUGAUCGUCAUUUUUCUCACCUCUCAACAUUGGAAAGGGAGAUGGCUUUUCGCACUGAAAUGGGACUAUAUUAUUCCUACUUUAAGACUAUUGUGGAAGCACCCUCAUUUUUGGAUGGAGUAUGGAUGAUUAUGAAUGAUAAGCUGACUGAAUAUCCCCUUGUUAUUAAUACAUUAAAAAGGUUCAAUCUUUACCCUGAGGUAGUCUUAGCCAGCUGGUACAGGAUUUAUAUCAAAAUAAUGGACUUGAUUGGUAUUCAAACCAAGAUAUGUUGGACAGUUACCAGAGGAGAAGGACUCAGCCCUAUUGAAAGCUGUGAAGGAUUGGGAGAUCCUGCUUGCUUUUAUGUUGCUAUAAUUUUUAUUUUAAAUGGACUAAUGAUGGCAUUAUUCUUCAUAUAUGGCACAUAUUUAAGCGGCAGUCGAUUAGGAGGCCUGGUUACAGUGUUGUGCUUCUUUUUCAAUCAUGGAGAGUGUACCCGUGUGAUGUGGACACCUCCUCUCCGCGAAAGCUUCUCGUAUCCAUUCCUUGUACUUCAGAUGCUGCUUGUGACUCAUAUUCUCAGGGCUACAAAACUUUAUAGAGGAAGCCUGAUUGCACUCUGCAUUUCCAAUGUAUUUUUUAUGCUUCCAUGGCAGUUUGCUCAGUUUGUACUUCUUACUCAGAUUGCAUCAUUAUUUGCAGUAUAUGUUGUGGGAUACAUUGAUAUAUGCAAGUUACGGAAGAUCAUUUAUAUGCACAUGAUUUCUCUUGCACUUUGUUUUGUUUUGAUGUUUGGAAACUCAAUGUUAUUAACUUCUUAUUAUGCUUCCUCUUUGGUAAUUAUUUGGGGUUUACUGGCAAUGAAACCAUGUUUCCUGAAAGUAAAUGUAUCUGAACUUAGUUUAUGGGUUAUCCAAGGAUGUUUUUGGUUAUUUGGAACUGUCAUACUCAAGUAUUUGACAUCUAAAAUCUUUGGCAUUGCAGAUGAUGCUCAUAUUGGCAACUUAUUAACAUCAAAAUUCUUCAGUUACAAGGAUUUUGACACUUUAUUGUAUACCUGUGCAGCGGAGUUUGAUUUUAUGGAGAAGGAGACUCCACUGAGGUAUACAAAGACAUUAUUGCUUCCAGUUGUUCUUGUCGUGUUUAUUGCAAUCAUUAGAAAGAUUAUUAGUGACAUGUGGGGUGUCUUAACUAAACAACAAACACAUAUAAGAAAACACCAAUUUGAUCAUGGAGAGCUGGUUUAUCAUGCAUUGCAACUGUUAGCAUAUACAGUUCUUGGUGUUUUAAUUAUGAGACUAAAACUCUUUUUGACGCCACACAUGUGCGUUAUGGCUUCCUUGAUCUGCUCAAGACAGCUAUUUGGAUGGCUCUUUUGCAAAGUACAUCCUGGUGCUGUUGUUUUUGCUGUGUUAGCAGCCAUGUCAAUACAAGGUUCAGCAAAUCUGCAAACCCAGUGGAAUAUUGUAGGGGAGUUCAGCAAUUUGCCGCAAGAAGAACUUAUAGAGUGGAUUAAAUAUAGCACUAAACCAGAUGCAGUGUUUGCAGGUGCCAUGCCCACAAUGGCAAGUGUUAAACUCUCCGCACUUCGGCCCAUUGUGAAUCAUCCACAUUAUGAAGAUGCAGGUUUGAGAGCCAGAACAAAAAUAGUAUAUUCAAUGUAUAGUCGAAAAGCAGCUGAAGAAGUGAAGCGAGAAUUGAUAAAGUUACAGGUGAAUUACUACGUUCUGGAAGAGUCCUGGUGUAUAAGAAGAUCCAAGCCUGGUUGCAGUAUGCCUGAAAUCUGGGAUGUAGAAGAUCCUGCUAACGCUGGGAAACCUCCCUUAUGUAACCUCUUAGUAAAGGAAUCCAAGCCUCACUUCACCACUGUAUUCCAGAAUAGUGUUUACAAAGUCUUAGAAGUUAUAGAGGAAUGACCGCUGCCUACAGAGAAGUCCACCAGUAAUGGCAGAUUAACCUCAUUGUGGAUUGUCCUUGAGACCUGAGUCCUCAGGGAUGGUUUCCGGUGCCCACUCCGGGGAGCCAGUGAAGAGCUGUUCUCUUUCUGCCUUCUCACCAGAGCCCAAGGACAAGCCUGGUCUGGGGGAGGCACUAGCUUGCUUAGAGCAGACAGCUGCCGAGACAGCCUGGGCUGAGGAUUGUGCAGCCCCCAGCCUGCCCCAGAGCCCGCCUCUCCCAGGGAGCCUCCUUCCAGCGGAGAUUGUCAGUGUCUUCAGGUGCCUGCCCCUCUUUCUCACUUACCGGGUGACUUAUUUCUUGGUCUUUUGCCAGUCAGAAAACAAGGAAGCACCUGGGGAGUUGUGGAUUAGGAGUAGAAUUUGAGCAAUGAUGAAGCAAAUGCAGAAAAAUGGCAAGUGGGCACUUGAGGUCGAGGAGGAUGAGAGACAUCAUGGGCAGGAAAAGCGGAAGUGUGUGCUCUGCUUUAUUUGCCAUUGUUUCUCUCAUAAAUAUGUUUUGUACAUCCAGCAGUUACAAUUUUUUAAAAAAAAUUUUACUUUUAAAGUUAUUCUCUAUUCUUCCCACCUUUCAGUAAUUCCUUUCCCAGUAAGUUCACAUGUAAUUAUUUGAAAUUCUAUAUAGGAAAAACAUUAAAAUACUGUUAUAACUGUUUCAUAUGCUGGGAAAAGAUAAAAGUAAUCAAAUUCGUUUUUUUUUUUUUUCCAGAAGACUCCUUUUGUAACAGUAUUUAUUGAUGUAACUCCACCAGCAAACCAUGAGUAUAUUUUAGGCCAGUCAGUUUAGAACGGAGGCCUUGGGCUACACUGCACACUCAGCCUUGGUCACAUCUGGUAGCAGCUGGUGCUGUAGAUUAUUAAUAUCUUUUAUGGCAGCACAGAGUAGUGGUAGGUUUGAUAUACAUGACAAAAUAGUAUUAAAGCUCAGUAUUUUAUGCAUUUUUUAGCGUUUAAAAAUAUUUUGCUUUAGUGUGAGGAAGGUUAAGAUGGGCAAGGAAGUGAUAAAAUAGCUAUUGCUAUGACAUAAAAACAAAGUUGGGGCAGUAUUUCUAUAAAAAGAUAAGCCUCUAAAAGUGCUUAGCAGAAACAGCGUAGUGUUAAAAUAGAACAAUGAUAUUAAGGAGAAAAUGAAAGGAUGUAUCAGAAAUAAAGUGAUAAUGCAUAGGGGAAUUGUAUUUUUAUGAAUUUUAUGCCAGUUUACAUGUAUUAUAUAUGUUAAAUAA